AUGACCCAGACGAGUUACAGGAACAGCCCAUUGGGCAACGGUACUUCCGUCGGUUCUGAUCAGACAGACACGCGCAAGCGUCAGAGCAAAAAGGACGAGGUGAGGGCAGGCUGAACGUGCUACUCCCGACGUCGAAGGCUGACCGAGCGCCCCUUGCUCGAUGCGUUCGCCUUUCACAGGCGAUCCGCAAGAAGAUUGAAGCCGACCUGCAGCGCAAAGCCGGCAAGUCUGCCGCCCCAACCUCUUCACGACGCCACCGAAAGGCAUCGAGGCCUGCUGCGGUGGCUGGCACCGUCUCAGCUUUGCGGCCCCUUCCAGCAUUGACAGUGCCCCAGAGCAUCAGUGUCGCUGAUGCGAGUCAGCUGUGCGCUGCAAAGCGCACCGACUGCGUUCUUGUGGUUGAUGAUGACGAGCACCUAGCAGGGAUCUUCACUGCUAAAGAUCUCGCAUUCAGAGUGAGUGACCUACGCUCUGGCAUACCAUGUCCAUUCCUUCUGAGUCUGCCUUCGAGCUCCACUGCAGGUAGUAGCUGGCAACCUUGAUGCCCGCGUCACGCCAGUAUCUGCUAUCAUGACGCGCUCGCCGAUGGUCACUCGAGAUACGACGUCCGCAACAGAUGCGCUCAACACGAUGGUCACGCGAGGCUUCAGGCAUCUUCCAGUUUGCAAUGACGAGGGCGAUGUCGUUGGUCUACUCGACAUUGCCAAGGUGUUCUACGAGGCAUUGGAGAAGCUAGAACGUGCUCAUGGAAGCAGUCAGAAGCUCUACAACGCGCUCGAGGGCGUGCAGAGCGAAUGGGGGGCAGGCGUUUCGGGGGGCGCUCAGAACCCCAUGCUGGCCUAUGUCGAAGCACUGCGUCAGAAGAUGAGCAUUCCAGACUUGACCACCAUUCUCGACUCGUGCACCUUGCCAUGCACUGUUGGGGUGCGCACCACCGUCCGAGAAGCCGCGAAGCUCAUGAAGGAGCAUCACACCACCGCCGUGUGUGUCAUGGAGAACGCUGGAGGACCAGGGCAGGGUGCGAUCGGCGGCUCAGGUGGCAUCGUCACUGGCAAGAUUGCAGGUAUCUUCACCAGCAAGGAUGUCGUUCUGCGUGUCAUUGCUGCUGGGCUCGAUCCCAAGACGUGCAGCGUGGUCCGCGUUAUGACGCCUCACCCGGACACUGCGCCUCCAAGCUUGAGCAUUCAAGAGGCUCUGCGCAAGAUGCAUGGUGAGCUUACAGCUCUUCGCUGACGCUUUCGGUUGAUGUGCUUGACCGCCUAGCUAACGCGGCAAAGAAUCUCCUCGGAUGCGCAGAUGGGCGCUACCUCAACUUGCCUGUUGUAGAUGUCGAGUCGCGUCUUGUUGGAGUGGUAGACGUGCUCAAGCUCACCUACGCCACCCUGGAGCAAAUCAACAGCAUGAACGAUGAGUCUGGCGGUGAAGGUGGCGGAGGACCAAUGUGGAACCGCUUCUGGAACUCCUUUGGACAGUCCACCAGCAACGUUGGUGGUGGCGCGGAUGAUACCGAGAGCGCGAUGAGCGGCAGCCACCGACAUGAAAGCCACGACCUGCCAGCUACCCCGAGCAAAUUCGACAUUAGUUCCGAUCUGCAUCCCAACGAUAGCGCCAGCGCUGUUGGUGGGCCAACGCAGCACGACGACGCCAUCUCGGGCGUCAACUUCCCCUCAGGCUUGAACCCUGCCGCAGCCGCAGAAGUGGAUGAUGGGACUUACCUGUUCAAGUUCGUCACGCCUAGCGGCAGGACACACCGUUUCCAAGCGCGCUACGACAAUUUUGACACCAUCAGGGAGAUCAUUCUUAUCAAGCUGGAGAGCGACCCCUUCUUCGAGGCAAACGUUCCUGCACAGGCAGUAACAGCUUCUGACGAUGGAGAGCAAUCCGCGGCUCCACUUGCCACUCCGAUUACUCCACCCGAUGCCAAUGAUUUCACUCUGGCCUACACUGACGAUGAGGACGAUGUUGUGCUCAUCACUGCUGACGGGGACGUUCUAGACGCGGUUCAAGUGGCUCGCAAGCAAGGCAGGGACCGUGUGGUGCUGCUUUUGCAAGGAGGCAGAGGAUGGGAAGAGGCAGCGGCUCGUGCAGGCGCUCAUGCGCAAGCCACCACCAGCUCCAACUUGAGCACUGCAGGAGCAGCUCACAAGCGCAAAGCGAGAGAAGCGGCAGAAGCUCAAUUGCAGAGCGUUCAGGAGGAAGAAGAGCGGGAAGCUGAGAUCAACGAGGUUGGCGAGAGGGCUACACCUUCGAGCAGGAAACAUAGACCCAAAAAGGAGGAGGAACUGCUUUUUGGAUUCUUGCCCAAGGACAUGGCUUUGCCUGCUGCUAUCGGCUUCCUCGGCGUCGCUGUGCUGGUCGGCGUGGUGGCUACAAGACCUCGCGGUCCACAAUACUGA
Molecule: messenger RNA, 2396 nt
Organism: Ceraceosorus bombacis
Lineage: Eukaryota; Fungi; Basidiomycota; Exobasidiomycetes; Ceraceosorales; Ceraceosoraceae
Source: the annotation of a GenBank genome assembly